This is a messenger RNA of Acyrthosiphon pisum (pea aphid), 1949 nucleotides long. RefSeq lists its product as uncharacterized. Gene Ontology annotation, cellular component: trans-Golgi network; early endosome; recycling endosome. Gene Ontology annotation, biological process: receptor recycling; retrograde transport, endosome to Golgi; endosome organization. The record is from RefSeq and is a predicted model, not a curated record. The transcript has 7 exons. Bases 154 to 1803 code for a protein of 549 amino acids. NCBI's taxonomy places the organism in Eukaryota, Metazoa, Arthropoda, Insecta, Hemiptera, Aphididae.
CCGCACCGGCCACCAGUAUCAAAUGUGUGCAUGUUUCUGUAUGAGUUUCAUAGUGAACUAAGCGGGAGUGCGUGCUACAUGUGUUACACUGAGCUCUCCAAGUAACUGUUUCGUCUCUUCCAAGUUUAGUGCCGAUCCACAAUUAAAAACAAUAUGGAGCCGGACAUUGCAGAUAAGAAGCCUGAUAAGCAACUGAUUGUCAAAAUGGCUGGUUAUUUAGAAAAAAAGGGUAGAAUGAGAGUUGUUGGCGUACGUCGUUGGAAAAAAAGAUGGUGUGUACUUGAAGGCAAACUGUUGUUGUAUUUUAAAACGCAAUUAGAGUACUCUCAUCAUUUGUCACCUUGCAGAGGUUCGGUCAAUAUGGGCCUCGCAUUGUCUAUAGCACCACGGGGUCCGUGUCAACUGCAAAUCGUCACUAGAUCUCAAAUUAUAAUCUUCAGAACGAAAUCAAAAUCUGACCUAGAUGAAUGGUUUGCGGCUUUGCGGGAUGCUAAAAAUAACAAUCUGUCGUUUAUCAGAGACCGAAAUUCGUCCGUCGUGGAAACGAACUACCAGUUAUCCUACCGAAUACCUUUGGCCGAGCCCGACUCCAACAACUACAGUGUCAUAAAUGAAAAUCACUUGCGAUAUAGCCGAUCGGUAAGACAACCGUUCGAAGAGCACAACAAGCCGAAUGACAUUCGCCACAUUAUGGCCGUCAACAGGAAAUCGUCGGCAUUGCGGAAAUCCGAAUCCGACCAUCGGAUAAGUUUCUACCGGAAGAUCCACGGCCUCGUUCGCACCGAGACGAUUGCUGGGUCGUCUCCGAUGAGCGACAAGAGAUCGUGUCGCUCGAGAAGUCUGUCGUACGAAAGCAUUUAUUUCAAGCCACAAGAAAAGUGUUCGUCGAUCGAACCGACGAAAUCGCAAAGCUGUAGAGAACUUAUGCCCAAGAUCGUGAGGCAGUUGUCAAAUAAAUGCACGAAUAACUGUGUGUCCAAAAGAAUCAGUAGGUCGGUAUCGUUUUUCGGGAGGCGUCGCGAAGAUUCCGAUUCCGACGAUUAUGACUAUGUUGAAAUUGAACCAAACAACUCAAAUCAAAUUUAUUCGAAACCAAUGACACAAGAUGAAAAAUCUAAACGGCUUCCAGCGUUACCUCCUCAUUAUGAUACAAAAAAAGAUGAAAUCGCUUCGAUGUCAACGGACGAAGAAUUUCAUAAUCAAGAAGCAAAUGUGGAUGUAAUAUAUGUGAAUAACGAUCGUAAAAUGAAAAUUUUCACGAGUGAAUCGGAAUCAGAUUUAAAUCUCGAAUAUGGGACUGAGCAAUCAGUUGAUGUGGGGGACGAGCCGCCACCUUUGCCUAUAAAAAACAAACAUAAACAAAACGUUUUAUUUGACGAGAAUCAACAAUAUCAAAUAAUAGAUGGUGUUUACGUUUUUAAAAAUGGCUCUAAAGAAGUGAUUUAUGACGUUCCUAUUCCACAUGGAAAACUUAUCGAACAUUUUCGCCGGUUGACCAUUACUUCCACGUCUUCGCCGGUCAAGCGUUACACUGACAACGUAGCUUACCACGAUUCGUUGGAGCCUUCGGCUUACGAGACGUUACAAAUGACACCCGACUCGUUAGAAAUGUCCAUGAUGUUUCCCACGUACAAGAGAUGGUCGAACGAUUCGGGCUUCAAUAAUUACGAAGAACAAAAUUCGUUUUUACCCGAUCAUAAUAAUUUUGAGGAUUCCUUAGAACCGGUCAUAACCAUGAUACACCAUGAUCGCAAAAUAUGGCAAAACGUGCCAAAUAUCAACUCUGACGACUACUUCCGUUGACUAUAGUAAUAUUAUGUAUUUAUAAGUAUAUUAGAAAACGUAUACGUGUUAUGAUUUUUUAUUUUUUUUUUAAUGAACUUUCCAUUGUAACAGCUAUAUUGUUAUUAUUUGUAUAAUAUAUAUUAUUAUCGAUGAUUCGAAAAAAA